Molecule: messenger RNA, 1103 nt
Organism: Acanthopagrus latus (yellowfin seabream)
Lineage: Eukaryota; Metazoa; Chordata; Actinopteri; Spariformes; Sparidae
Gene: pno1
Product: partner of NOB1 homolog
Exons: 7
Coding region: 117-863 (248 amino acids)
Cellular component (GO): nucleolus
Molecular function (GO): RNA binding
Source: RefSeq, a predicted model, not a curated record
GCGUCGACGCUGUGGCUGUUGGGGUCCUUUUCGUUGCACGAGGACAGUUUCAUGCCUGUGUGGCCGUCGUCCUCCUCAGAUUCGACUCUAAAAUCUCACUUAAAACUAUUUUAAGGAUGGAGACUGUUGAAAACACAACCCCAGCCGCUGGAGCUGCCAUGGAGACUAAGGAUGACACAGACUCUUUCACAAAAGUAAAGUCUAAAAAGACUCAGAAACGAAAACGUGAACAAGAUGGAGCGGGCAUGGACACAGAGGAGCCCGUGGCCUGCAAGCGGCCGCAGUUUCCCCCGAUUUCAGGCGACAAAUUACGGGGACCAGAUGAGAUGCGUAAGAUCGCUGUCCCAGCUCACAGAUACACCCCGCUGAAGGACAACUGGCUGAAGAUUUUCACACCCAUCGUAGAGAACCUGCAGCUUCAAGUUAGAUUCAACCUCAAAACUAGGAAUGUUGAAAUCAAAACAUGCAAAGACACACAGGACAUUGGGUCGCUCACAAAAGCAGCAGAUUUUGUCAAGGCGUUUAUUCUAGGAUUCCAGGUUGAAGAUGCUCUGGCUCUCAUCAGAUUAGAUGAACUCUUCCUAGAAAGCUUUGAUGUCACGGACGUGAAACCUUUGAAGGGAGACCACUUAUCCAGAGCCAUUGGAAGAAUAGCAGGGAAGGGAGGAAAAACCAAAUUCACCAUUGAAAAUGUCACAAAGACUCGCAUUGUGCUUGCAGACACAAAAGUUCACAUAUUAGGAUCUUUCCAGAAUAUCAAGAUGGCCCGGACGGCAAUAUGUAACCUGAUCCUGGGAAGUCCACCUUCGAAGGUUUACGGCAACAUCAGAGUGGUGGCCAGCCGGACUGCUGAGAGAUUCUGAAGUCUUACUAACAGCUGUGUGUAUUUAUCUUUCCUCCCGUCGGCUGGUGGAAUUCCCACUUUGAUCUGCGUCAAUGAGUAAAGACUGUUGAUUCCAGUUUGGACUGACACCUCAGGUUCUUCUGUUAUGGCUUCAUGGUGACACAUUUUUGGAUCCACUGACCCAAAACAUGAGGCAAAAUCAUGAUGUGGAUAAACCAAGUGCAUUUAUCUGUAAAUAAAUAAUUUCAAUCCCUACAAA